Molecule: messenger RNA, 2381 nt
Organism: Cuscuta campestris
Lineage: Eukaryota; Viridiplantae; Streptophyta; Magnoliopsida; Solanales; Convolvulaceae
Source: the annotation of a GenBank genome assembly
AUCUCUUCCUCAUCUUGUCUCAUUUUAUUUCAUAGAAAUUCCAAAUUAUUAAAGUUUCUUACUUCUUAGUUCCCAUUCAUUCUCCGAAAGGUUGGGACAUCUAGCUUUAUUGUCUAAUUUCCAUCAUGCUGAAUGAAUUGAAAACCACAUUGAAGACCAAACUAAUUUUUGCAAUAGAUUGUAUUUCCAUUUGUUUUAACUCCCUACAUUUUGGUCAACCAAAUUUUUGGUAUGAAGAAAUGGGAUGCAACAACUAGUGCAUGCAGGGGAGAAAACCCACCAAACUAAGAAAUACAUUAAAUAACAGAAAUGUGCUAGAAUAUACUAUAGAAACUUUGAAACAUACCCAUAAUGAGAAACAAGGCCAAUGUGAAAAAAAUAAAAAGAUGAAUGAUUUAGCUUGUUUUCGACUUCCACUAAUGAAGAAUAUACUGUAGAAGACUAAAUCUUUGUAUAUAUCAUAUGAAUGCAUGUUUAUAUAUGAGUAGCAAUUGAAACUAAAGACUAUUUUGUUCACUUGUUAAACAAACAGUCAAAAAUCUAGCAAUGGGGUCAACGUUACUUUACUCAUAUACAUUCAAAAUCUAGUAUUAUGGUCCAAAUUACCUUAUUCAUACUUCUCUGGGGUAGCAAUUUAGAGGGUAUUUUCUACGAAUUAGUAAAUAAUUUUUCAAAUAUAUUUCCUAUUAGCUUGUUAGAUAAAGAAAAAAGAUUUUUGAUUUUACUUGAAGAUAACCUAGUUGAAUGGCUAAUAUUACUUCCUUUACUGCAUUUGUUGAAAUUUUAAAUACAGUGGCCAGGCCAUGCCUUGAUAUUUAUGUCUAUGGAGUGAUUCUUCUACAAUUUCUGUGUGGACAAAAGAACAUCUCUAGUAUAUUUGUGGUCACUAUGAGAGGUAGAAUUGAAGAUGGUGAUGAUGUAAUUUGUGAAAAAUUAAAGAUGAGUGGUUGUAACGGUCAGAUAGCAGCCGAUAUGAUCAAGUUAGCUUUAGAUUGUACCCAAAAGAACACAAUCAGACCAUCUGCUCUCACAAUAGUCAAAAGGUUUGGUGCAAUUGCCGUACAUCAUAAGGUAUGGCCACCAUGCAAAGUAGACACCGUUUAUGCAUUUGCCUUUUAGCUAUGGAGUAUUAAAUUGUUGUAUGGUAGUGCCUAAAAUAUAUAAGUCCCUAUGAUUGAUGAGGCCAUGCUAAUUUUAUUUUUAUAUACUUUUAGGCAUUAAAAUUUAUGUCAAAGCCAUGCAAACAUUUCUAUCUGCCCAACCUCUUGCACCUCCCCAUUGGAGCAUUUGUGGAUCUCCUCAAUACGUGUCUGACCCAUCUCAACCCCCCUUGAUCAGUGAUCAAAGUGACCAACAAAACAACCAAAACAUGUAAACUUUGUGAGUGCAAUCAUCCCAAAAUCUAGAAGAAAUCAAGAAUCCUGUAUGUAGGACAUAUAUAUCAGACAUCCCAUCAUGAUUAUUUAGCAGAAAGCCAGAAAAUAUAAUGUCAUUCUAAUAAGUACACAUUUCAAAUAUAAGUACACAUUUACAAUGCUCGAUAAGUUUUAAAAAUAGAAAUCAAAGGCUCAAUUCCUCAAUCUUUAUAAGUACACAUUUCAAAUGUCAAUAUAUUACAAUUUGCAUAUCAUCAUGGAAAAUAUUUUCCUUGGGUAACUUUUUCUUUGGAAAUAACUACCGUGGUACGAGACACAAAUACAAUUUCUAUAGGUAUACGAUUGACACUUUAGCAUAAGACACGUACCAUUAGAUAAAUUCUGUGUUUGUUUGGUUUUUUCAUCAGAUAAUUGCUUAAUAGAGCAUCUGGUCUGAAAUUAUAUGACGUUCGCAGACUGCUGCCAUCGGGAGAGAUGAGCAGGUGCUGCAAAGAAUGUCUCAAAAUGUAGACAAGAAUGUAACUAGGAGACAUAUCUUCAGUAUCGGUGGCAUUGGUAUUAUUGUGCUUCUCGCAAAGUUGUACAUCCUCAGAAAGUCUUAGAAGGGAUGAUUUGUCAUUUAUUCAGAAGGACUUGGAAGGAUGGAUUCAGUUCAGGAUUGCGUAAUGCCUCGAACCUCAAUCCAGACUCAAGAUCUUAGCUCAUCAUCGUCUACUUUGUACAUCCGAAAAGAUGGCUUCGGUAGACCAAAUGAUGUUUGCAGGUCUCCGCAUCGUGGAUAUGAUGUUUUUUGCUGAAAGGUUGGCCCUAUGGUGGUUUAAUAAUAGUCGUCUACCCAACAUACUUCAUACUCGUCUACAUCAACACUUGCACAAAUACUUUAGAUUUUUCUUUACACUUUGUUUUCUAUUUUCAUAAUGAAUAUGUGGCUACGAACAAAUUUAUCCCGUUUAAAUAUAUUCUAACCACGUACUCUUUCAGUUUCAAUAAAUUCUUCCUGUUUCG